AUGCUUAGAACACUCCGUUUCCGAAUCCCAACCGCUGGGCCUUUUAUUAAAUCCCAUAGGUUCGCAUCUACUUUGACAUUUAUCGAAACUUCGAAAGAUGGUAGUGUCGUUUCAUCAUCUUUGAAUGCUUUAACAGCUGCUCAACAAUUGGGUAACCCAAUUCAUGCUGUGAUUCUUGGUUCUCAAGCUUCUGCAGCCGCAAAUGCAUUGAAAUCUUCAGUAAAAUGUGAAAAAUUGGCGAAAAUCCUGGUUUCAAAUAAUGUGGGUUUCGACCACUAUCUACCUGAAAAAGUCGCACCAGUAUUAGCUCGUCUUUUACAAAAUGAAGAAUACUCCCACUUCGUUGCUGCUUCUUCUACUGUUGGUAAAAGCAAUCUACCUCGUCUAGGUGCCCUAUUGGAUCUGCAACCAAUCAGUGAUAUUACCAAGAUUGUAGAUGCUAAGACCUUUGUGAGACCAAUUUACGCAGGUAAUGCGAUUGCUACAGUGGAAUGUUCUCAACCUAAGAAAUUGAUCAGUGUAAGAGCUUCUGCCUUUGAACCAAUUGCACAGGGCUCCACAGAUUCUGCACUAAUAGAGGAGGUACAAGGGUUGGAACCUGAAUCUUCUAUUGAUAUCAAAUGGGAAGGUGAGACUUUAGUCAAGAGCGAAAGACCAGAUUUGGGUUCUGCGUCUAUAGUGGUAGCGGGUGGUCGUGCUCUAAAGGACAAAGAAACCUUCGACAAAAUUCUAGUUCCAUUGGCAGACGCCUUACAUGCCGGUAUUGGUGCCACCAGGGCCGCCGUGGAUAAUGGAUUCUGUGAUAACUCUUUACAAGUGGGCCAAACUGGUAAAGUUGUUGCUCCUGAUCUAUACAUUGCAGUUGGUGUUUCUGGUGCCAUUCAGCAUUUAGCGGGUAUGAAAGAUUCUAAAGUAAUUGUAGCAAUCAACAAUGAUCCUGAGGCACCCAUCUUCAAAGUUGCAGACUACGGUCUAGAAGGUGACGUUUAUGAGAUUGUCCCUGAAUUGACCCAGAAGUUGAAAGAAGUGCAAAACUGA
Zygosaccharomyces rouxii is the source of this 1038-nucleotide messenger RNA. RefSeq names its product Aim45p (gene AIM45). Bases 1 to 1038 code for a protein of 345 amino acids. Gene Ontology annotation, cellular component: mitochondrion. The record is from RefSeq and is a predicted model, not a curated record. Gene Ontology annotation, molecular function: electron transfer activity; flavin adenine dinucleotide binding. Lineage: Eukaryota; Fungi; Ascomycota; Saccharomycetes; Saccharomycetales; Saccharomycetaceae. The transcript has a single exon.